This is a messenger RNA of Xylona heveae TC161, 834 nucleotides long. RefSeq lists its product as hypothetical. The record is from RefSeq and is a predicted model, not a curated record. Bases 1 to 834 code for a protein of 277 amino acids. Lineage: Eukaryota; Fungi; Ascomycota; Xylonomycetes; Xylonales; Xylonaceae. The transcript has 3 exons. Gene Ontology annotation, molecular function: protein N-terminal-serine acetyltransferase activity; protein-N-terminal-alanine acetyltransferase activity.
AUGACGGUCCAAAAGACUUCCUCGACCAAUUUCCACUUUCCUGUUCGGCCACUUGAAAGUGAUCGCGUCUUGUUGGUUCCAUUCGACUUCCCCACUCACGGCCCCCCUUUCGUUCAAGUGGGCAAAUCGCACCCAGAGAUCUUCGACUAUCUUCCCUGGGGACCGUUUGACGCUCCUGAUGAAUUUGAAGCCGUUUACAAUACUCGCAUCGGAAGCGUGCCUUCUUCGCAGCUUUACGCAAGUUACUCCAAAGGCUGGCGCGGAAAUGGACAUGGCAAUGCAGAGCCGCAUCUGGAUGAGCAUGGCAACACGUUUGCUGGAAUUAUCGGUUAUUUGAAUACCGACAAAGAACAUGGGAUAAGUGAAAUUGGAUUUGGCCAGGUCGUCACGUUCCCUGCUUUUCAAAAAUCACACUUCACUACACACGCCGUUGGACUUCUUGAGCUCUACGCCAUGGAUCUUCCGUCCCGUGGAGGUCUUGGAUUACGACGCUUGCAAUGGCAGGCUCAUGCCGAUAAUGCGCGAAGCGUCAAGGCCGCUGAACGCAUGGGCUUCCAGUUUGAAGGGAUUUUGCGCUGGGCGAGAGUCCUCCCGGAGAAUAAAUCCGGGCAUGUCCCGACGUUGAAGAGUAGCAGCGGUAGCUCCAAUCUGGAGUCAAGCUCGGGUUCGGAGCAAGCAGAAGCUGCAGAUGAAGUUGUAUCAGAACUAUUCGCCAAGAAACGUCCCGGACGGCAUUCUGCUCUUCUUGCAAUCUGUUGGGACGACUGGGUGGAUGAAAAUCUCGGUGGGGGAGGAGUUCGGAAGAAGGUGGUUGAGUUGAUGGAGCGGCAGUAG